GCGGUAAGCGGAGGGUGUUUUUUAUCAGGGCGCACCGGAAGCGGGUUUCUCGCUGAGCACCUUCUCCUUCCGGCGGUGGAAGUGCGAACUCACCCGGCCUGUGUUAGGAAAUAAACAUGGCGUCCGUGUGGGAUGAGGCAGAGCUGGAUGGGGUGGGAGAGGAAGUCCUCAAGAUGUCUACAGAGGAGAUUAUACAGAGAACCCGGCUUCUGGACAGCGAAAUAAAGAUAAUGAAAAGUGAGGUUUUGCGUGUUACACAUGAAUUGCAAGCAAUGAAAGAUAAAAUCAAAGAAAACAGUGAGAAGAUUAAAGUGAAUAAAACUCUUCCAUACCUCGUGUCCAAUGUCAUUGAACUCUUGGACGUUGACCCUAAUGACCAGGAGGAAGACGGAGCCAAUAUUGACUUAGAUUCACAGAGGAAGGGAAAAUGUGCUGUUAUAAAAACAUCUACUCGGCAGACUUACUUCUUGCCAGUUAUUGGCUUGGUUGAUGCAGAAAAACUGAAGCCUGGAGAUCUUGUGGGGGUGAAUAAGGAUUCAUAUCUGAUUCUGGAGACUCUUCCUACAGAGUAUGAUUCCCGUGUGAAAGCCAUGGAAGUAGAUGAAAGGCCAACUGAGCAAUACAGUGACAUUGGCGGUCUGGACAAGCAGAUUCAGGAGCUCGUAGAAGCCAUUGUCCUCCCAAUGAACCACAAAGAGAAGUUUGAGAACUUGGGUAUCCAGCCACCGAAAGGAGUUCUCAUGUAUGGCCCUCCUGGCACUGGGAAGACUCUACUGGCAAGAGCAUGUGCUGCACAGACAAAGGCCACCUUUCUGAAGCUGGCUGGUCCACAACUAGUACAGAUGUUCAUUGGAGAUGGAGCCAAACUGGUUCGAGAUGCUUUUGCAUUGGCCAAGGAGAAAGCUCCUUCUAUAAUCUUUAUUGAUGAGUUGGAUGCUAUUGGAACAAAAAGGUUUGACAGUGAGAAGGCUGGAGACAGAGAGGUGCAAAGAACGAUGUUGGAGCUUCUAAAUCAAUUAGAUGGUUUUCAGCCCAACACACAGGUCAAGGUGAUCGCAGCUACGAACCGUGUGGAUAUCCUGGAUCCUGCAUUGCUGCGUUCUGGGCGUCUGGAUCGGAAGAUUGAAUUCCCAAUGCCCAAUGAAGAGGCCAGAGCCCGAAUUAUGCAGAUCCACUCCCGCAAGAUGAAUGUCAGCCCGGAUGUGAAUUACGAGGAGCUUGCUCGUUGUACUGACGACUUCAACGGUGCGCAGUGUAAAGCAGUGUGUGUGGAAGCUGGUAUGAUUGCACUUCGCAGGGGGGCCACAGAGUUGACUCAUGAAGAUUACAUGGAGGGAAUCUUAGAAGUGCAAGCCAAGAAAAAGGCCAAUUUGCAAUAUUAUGCGUAGACUAUGGGAACAGAAAUCGUGUUGUGCUCGGACUGUUCAGUUUAUGUUACUGGAAGAAAUAAACAAGACCUCUUUAACUGUACAA
Molecule: messenger RNA, 1473 nt
Organism: Pelobates fuscus (common spadefoot toad)
Lineage: Eukaryota; Metazoa; Chordata; Amphibia; Anura; Pelobatidae
Gene: PSMC3
Product: proteasome 26S subunit, ATPase 3
Exons: 12
Coding region: 117-1388 (423 amino acids)
Biological process (GO): proteasome-mediated ubiquitin-dependent protein catabolic process
Cellular component (GO): proteasome regulatory particle, base subcomplex
Molecular function (GO): ATP hydrolysis activity; ATP binding; proteasome-activating activity
Source: RefSeq, a predicted model, not a curated record